UCCGGUGGGGUCAUUGGAGCUACCCAGGCUGCAGCACUUAAGAUGAACGUAAUUCAGAUUGUUCGUGACCACUGGGUACAUAUACUUGUGCCUAUGGGGUUUGUCCUUGGAUGUUAUCUAGACAGAAAGAAUGAUGAAAAGCUAACUGCCUUCCGGAAUAAGAGUUUGUUGUUUAGAAGGGAAUUGAGACCCAAUGAAGAAGUCACCUGGAAGUAAAGGCUGUGACUAAAUUACAGAAUGUUCACAUUUUAAAAGUUAGGAGAGAAAUAAAAGCACGUUCAUUAUUU
Messenger RNA from Canis lupus familiaris (dog), 287 nucleotides. Its product is annotated as NADH dehydrogenase [ubiquinone] 1 beta subcomplex subunit 1. Lineage: Eukaryota; Metazoa; Chordata; Mammalia; Carnivora; Canidae. The transcript has a single exon. Gene Ontology annotation, cellular component: mitochondrion. The coding region runs from base 43 to 216 and encodes 57 amino acids. The record is from RefSeq and is a predicted model, not a curated record.